AUGGAAGUGAAUGCGGGCAUACGUAAGGCAACAAGGAAAACGGAUUUUAAGUUUAGCACAUCCAGCGAUGAAGGAAUAUUAUUAAACAUUCACCACACCGUGCGCAAUCACAACGACGCAACCGUGCUGCGGGUCCGUUUCACGGCGGCAGGAUUCACUGCCAACAACGACCGGUUGAUCGCCGCCGAUCAUAGGGACAACCUGUUCGUGUUUGAUCUGGUUCAUCAAACCUAUUGGUAUCUAUCGGAGCUGGUGGAAAAGGUGACCGUUGUUGAAGGCUUGUUGGGAAGCCAUCUCGUGGCAUUGGGCAGUAGGGAUGGGAUGCUGUUUGUCGUUGAUUUGGACACAGAACAAUGCCGGGUGAAACUGCAGGUUCAUGCAGGAAGGGUGUUAAGCUUAAAGAAAUCGCCCGCUGGAUCCGGAAGCUCCUAUGUGCUCGUCACGACAGUGAACGGUUCCAAAAUCUAUGCCAUCGAUAGCUUCGCGGAAGUGUCUCGUCUGGACUACAAUCUUUCAUCGAGUGAUUCAGUGUCGCUGGAUCAAACUCAUUGGUUUAGCAGUGCUCAAGGCCCCGCUUUGAUUGGUCACACCACCUCCGGCAUACUGAAAGUCUAUCGAAUGAACUUCAAACCGAUUAAGGAACUGAACGCCGUAAAGCUCAUCGAGCUGCACCUUAAGGGUCGACCGGCGGAAGUGGUGGACUGUGCGCUGCAGCAAACAAAAGAGCUGACCGGAACCAAUCAAGAUUCAACUUUUGCGAACGACCAAAUUAGAAUGCUGAUUGGGCGCAUUACAGCUAAACGCCACGAGGGCUACUUACGCGGAGCGCAAGUGACCAGCGACGGUCGCCACUAUGCGAUGUUCUGCAGCAAUGGCACUCUGGCAUUUCUAGCGCUCGACUCGUGGCUGAUCUGGCGACUAGUGGUGCUUUCCAAUUUGUUUAUCCAGCGCUUUGCCUUCGUUCCACCUGCCGAACCACCAACCGUUGCGGCACCAUUAGUAAAGUCCGCCUCCGGUGUAACCGGUACCGGCUUGAACCGCCACCGUCAUUGGUCAACGACGGCGAUUGCGCUGGCCGCGCACACCAUUGACAAUGAUUUAGUGCUGGUGAAUUUUGGUCACCGUACUAGCCGCCUGGCGGUGGUCCGUUCGCUACUGGACGCUGAGAUGGGCCGACCAACCGGCACGAGAUGCUAUAAAUUUGCUUUGGCCAACAACGGAAGAAUGCUGGCGAGUGUGCUUAAAAGUGGCGAAGUACGACUACACAAUUUGCAGCGCUACGCAAUGCAGAUCGGUAGUGAACCGGAAGAUGCCACCGAACCCACAUUCGGUCCAACGACACGCUCACCGGCCCAUUACUGCGCCGUGAAGUCGAGCGACCGUUCCGAAUACCGUGGUAGCACUCAACUCCGGAGCUGGCGUCGAAUUAAAAACGACCGCCAAAUGGACGCUGUUCAGUCGCAGAUAGCGCACAAUCUACCGAAAGAUCGACUGCUUCCGAUAUUGAAAGAGUAUGGUGAGUAUCCGGCCAAACAUCGGCCCACCAUCUGGCGUGGCGUCCUCGAGUUGCCGGGCGAUGCGGAAAGCUUCGGUGCGUUCCUGCAGCGUGGCCAGCAUCCUUGCGUCGUAGAUUACGACAAACGGUUCGCCGAGGUCGCUGACCAGCGGACCGUUCGUAGUCUGAAGAAAAUUGUUUCCUGUCUGGCGCACUGGUGCCCCGUGUUCGGGCUGGUCGAUUACGUACCAAGUUUCGUGCUGCCUUUCGCCCGGACCCUGCCGAACGAUGCCCUGACGCUGUUCGAAACGGUGGCCACGAUACUGUUGAACCAGUGCCAGCUGUGGUUCGAGUUCGCUCCUCUCGAACCGUUCAACUACCUGGCGAUGGUUACGAACGUGCUGGCCGAGUGUGAGCCACGGUUGAUGCAUUUUUAUCGUCGACACAACAUAGAGGCCCGCACCUACGCCCUGCCGCUGAUGGAGAGUGCCUUUGCCGCCUGCUGCCCGGACUCGCACCACUGGCAGUGUCUGUGGGAUCAUGUGCUAUCGAACGAGCCGUACUUUCCGGUGUUUCUAAUUGUGGCCUACAGCAGUGUGCAGCGUGGCGUGUUGAUGGCUCUUCAGACUGCGGCAGAGAUCGAAAACUUCUUCCGUCAUUUGCCAGACGCCGCCAUCGAUGUGCGGCGUCUGAUACGCCGUGCGCACGAUCUAAUGGACCGGCAAGGCACCGGAUCCAUCCAUCCUCAGCAUUACAUUAAAUCAUUCGUUCCACUGAACGCGAUCGGCUCAUCGUCGUCGGCGGGGGCAGCAUUCCGGCCCGGCGCUGGUCGUCCCAAUUCAGGGGAGAGUGCUGCGGAUUGCGAAUCGUCAAGUCCUUCGACAGCGUCCGAUACGUCCGUAUGUGUCGGCGACGGCCCGUCGAGGACGUACGCGUGUUUUAGCAAUUUUCCCAAAAAACUCACCGAAGCUCGGUGUGUCCAGGUUGGGGCACUUCAGGCGGAGCAGCAACGGCUUGAAGCGAAAAUUAUAGGGCUGGAAAAGCUGGAGCACUCGCUACAGGACCGGAUGGUGAAUAAUUUGAUCCGACAGGAACACGAGCAGCGCUUGCAGGAAGUGGAGCGCAAGUUUGAAGAUGCAAUCAGCCGGGAAGAGCAGCGGCUGGAGAUGCAGCGGAAAUUGCUGCUGCUGCACCGGAAGCAGCUGCGCGAACGAGAGAGCGAACUGUCGCUCGAUCUGCACAAUGCCAAACUCGUCAGUGACGCCUCGGUUCGCGAGCGGGAUCUCGAAACUUUGCUCAAGAAACUCGACCGCGAGAAACAACGCGAGGAGACCGAUCUACUGUUCGCUGAAGAGGAUAUCAAACUGAAAGAGCUGGAACUGGUCGGUCGGUACAGGAGCGGCCUUGCGGUGGAGGCGUCCCGAUUGCACACUGCAGAUUCCUCCGGAUGGCCAGAGUCUAGCCGGGGACACAUGGAACAUCGUUACCACGCCGCUCUCGAGCAGCUGGCAGUGCAGAAGCAGAAACUUUACGACGAAAUCGAUCGGACUUACUCCAGCCUGGGGCUGCAACCUGGGGCUAACGAGUACACCUACCGCACUGUGUCGGAGUUGCGAAAGGUGGCCACCAUCGCCAGUAAUGAACGAUACCCGCCAAAGGCGGAAGCGAGCGAAUCCAAGGAACAAUCAGCAUCAGCUGUGAAAAAGCCGGAUCUGGUGGCCGCCACCAGUCAGCUUAAGCUAUAUGAAGACAAGAUUCGAAAAGUUGAGGAACAAGUAAAGAUCCUGCAGCGGUUGAAACAAGACAGGACGCACAAAACUUCCACUAAACUGAGUCCUUAA
Anopheles cruzii is the source of this 3336-nucleotide messenger RNA. RefSeq names its product TBC1 domain family member 31. The record is from RefSeq and is a predicted model, not a curated record. The coding region runs from base 1 to 3336 and encodes 1111 amino acids. Gene Ontology annotation, molecular function: protein binding. The transcript is spliced from 9 exons. NCBI's taxonomy places the organism in Eukaryota, Metazoa, Arthropoda, Insecta, Diptera, Culicidae. Gene Ontology annotation, cellular component: centrosome.